UAUUUUAUAUUAAAAUACAAAAGAGAAUAAUCUUUAAUUAUUGUUUAUUAUAAAGGUAAUGAAGGUUGCUAUGGAGGACUGAUGGAUCAGGCAUUUAUCUAUGUAAUGGCAAAUAAAGGCAUCGACACGGAAGAUUCUUAUCCGUACGAAUCUACGGAGAAGGAAUGCAGAUUUAAACGUUCGUCUGUGGGUGCUACUUGUACCAAUUUCGUGGAUGUUCAUAAAUAUGACGAAGAAGCCUUGAAACAAGCUGUAGCAAUCAUUGGUCCAAUUUCAGUAGCUAUAGAUGCCAGUCAAGAUUCUUUCCAAGAUUACCAGUAAAUAUAUAUAAUUUUAAC
Messenger RNA from Centruroides sculpturatus (bark scorpion), 338 nucleotides. Its product is annotated as cathepsin L-like. Bases 82 to 321 code for a protein of 79 amino acids. Lineage: Eukaryota; Metazoa; Arthropoda; Arachnida; Scorpiones; Buthidae. Gene Ontology annotation, cellular component: lysosome. The transcript is spliced from 2 exons. Gene Ontology annotation, molecular function: cysteine-type endopeptidase activity. The record is from RefSeq and is a predicted model, not a curated record. Gene Ontology annotation, biological process: immune response.